GCCACGACAGAAGCUCGCCUAAGAAUGGAAGGAGUCGAACUGAAGGAGGAGUGGCAGGAUGAGGACUUUCCACGGCCCCUACCAGAGGAAGAGGAGCUGGAAGAUGAGCUUUUUGCAGGAACCUCUGAGGAGACAGAUCCUGGCUAUGCAAUGGACCAUGGCAAGAAGGCAAAGAAGAAGCUUGCAGCUCCAGACAUCAGUCUUACACUGGACCGCAGCGAAGGUUCUCUUCUGUCUGAUGAGCUGGAUGAAAGCACAGAGCUGGACCUCGAUGACAUAGACACACCUUCAGACAACAGCAAUGAGUUUGAAUGGGAAGACGAUCUCCCCAAGCCGAAAACUACAGAACUACUGCAGAAGGGCGUGGAGUCAGUGCAGGAGUACUCCGCCGCGGAUGAGAGAGAGGAGGGACGACGCUGGAGGGUGUUUCGUAUCGGAGACCAGGAGCACAGAGUGGACAUGAAGGCCAUUGAACCUUACAAGAGGGUUAUCAGCCAUGGAGGUUACUAUGGAGAUGGCCUGAAUGCCAUAAUUGUGUUUGCUGUGUGCUUUAUGCCUGAGAGCAAUCAACCAAAUUACAGAUACAUCAUGGACAAUUUAUUCAAAUAUGUCAUCGGCACACUGGAGCUUUUGGUCGCAGAGAACUAUAUGAUUGUGUAUUUGAACGGGGCAACCUCUCGGAAAAAGAUGCCGACCGUCGGCUGGCUCAGAAAGUGUUAUCAGCAGAUUGAUAGGAGGUUAAGGAAGAACUUGAAGUCUUUGAUAAUUGUCCAUCCCUCUUGGUUUAUUCGUACCCUGCUGGCACUCACAAAACCUUUCAUAAGCUCCAAAUUUAGUCAGAAAAUCAAGUAUGUGUUCAGCUUGACAGACCUCGCAGAACUAGUUCCAAUGGAGUAUGUGUCCAUACCAGAUUGUAUCAAACAGUUUGAUGACGAAAAAAAUAGGAAAAGCCGUAAAAGGUUUAGAAUGUGAUGUGGUUGAUGUUGGGUAAGUGUGUUCAUGUUUGUGGAACAACAGGGAAAUAGGUUGUCCUAGUCACUGUGGUUUUGUGGUUGCACCGUAACCAUGUCCUCACAUGGUCUCCCCCCCACCCCCCAUUCAGUAACUCGCCCUCACUGAACACUCGGCUUGUCCACUCUCACAGCUCUUUGCAUGACUCACUGCAAACCCACUCCCAGCUGAUGUUUAGCAAUCGCCACAAACCUUCUGUCAGCCUGGCUCAUGCACACAGAAAUCUUCUGUUCAUUACUGAGAAGUAGUGGGCGUGAGGUUAUUAAGCUGCAGAUACGUCGUGGCAUGUUAGAAGAUUAGAAAAGUAAUAACCACGGGGUUGUAGAGGAGACUCGGUAUUGCGUUUACAACACUGCUACAACUAGUUGCACUUCUCUUGCUGGGUGCAUGAAGUUGAGCGGCAAACUUGCAAGACAAAUGCGCUGAAACCUCACACAUUGACAUGGAAAAAUUGCACAUUUUAAGCACAAAGGUUGCACUUAUCUGUGCUGCAGAUAAUGAACGCAGCCUGUUCUCUGACAUUGAUUCAGGGCUUCUUCACUACAUAUUACAAUUACACAGUAGUGCGUUUGUCUUGCAAGGUUUCAAGGGAAGUAAUAACCUCAUAAUAAUAUAACUGAUAUUGGUGGUUUGUAUUGCCCAAAUGUUUACAGUGCUGUCAGUAAAAAGAGCAUGGAUCAUAUUAGGCAGAAUUUGCAUCCAGUUAGUGAAGUAUGCUGAACAUCUGGUAAGUAAAAAACAAAGAAAUAGAAAUGCUCUCUCACUCUAAGAAACCCCUUUGUAGUGGUGUAAAGGUAAUGAUUACAUAGCAGGAUAUGAAUAUGUGAACAAUGUGUUAAUAAGCAGUGUAGUAGCCUGUUGGUGCUUUGAUCAUUAGUUAUCAUAGCCCUGUUGGACGGCACCCCAAUCACACAGAUGUCUGACGGCUGUCGAAUCUGUCCGCAGAAUCGACCAGGACAUGCACGGCAAAGUGGAGGUCGCAGCUGCUGCUGUUCCAGAGUGACCCUGCUCGCACUGCAUGAUGUGGAGGCGGAGAAUAUUUUCCAGCAGCCACUCUUUAUGUUUAUGUUCUGGGCAACGUGACUGAAGCGCUUCACAUCAAGAAAGUGCCUUUUUAAAACUGUGCUGCCUGUUACAUUGUGGAACUUUUUACAAGCUUGAUCUUCAGCAUUUUUUUCCCAAAUGCUGGCUGAAAUGUUUUUAAUCUUUUCUUUAAUUUUUUUUUUUUUUUAUCUACUGCUGGUAUAUCAUGUCAAACUUAGUUACUUAUUGGUGUUCCCUAGUUCCUGGUGUAAUCUACACGUUAUUUAAGGCACUCUGUUACAAAUGGUUGAUGCAUGUUCUGCUUUAUUACAUUUAAAUAUAUAUUUAUAUUCAAAAGGUGACAAAGGAGAGAAAUUAAUAUAUUUUUAUGGUUGCUCUGAUUUUUAAACUGCAUUUUAGGUUUCUGACCAGUCGAGUGGCAUUUCAUAGAACAAGUUUUUGACAGCACCUUUUUUUUUUUNUAU
Messenger RNA from Epinephelus lanceolatus (giant grouper), 2519 nucleotides. Lineage: Eukaryota; Metazoa; Chordata; Actinopteri; Perciformes; Serranidae. The record is from RefSeq and is a predicted model, not a curated record.